Mixia osmundae IAM 14324 is the source of this 1836-nucleotide messenger RNA. RefSeq lists its product as uncharacterized. Gene Ontology annotation, biological process: allantoin catabolic process. Bases 1 to 1671 code for a protein of 556 amino acids. The record is from RefSeq and is a predicted model, not a curated record. Lineage: Eukaryota; Fungi; Basidiomycota; Mixiomycetes; Mixiales; Mixiaceae. Gene Ontology annotation, molecular function: ureidoglycolate hydrolase activity; ureidoglycolate lyase activity; allantoicase activity. The transcript is spliced from 9 exons.
AUGAUUACUGCCCUGCCUGACUUUGUCAAUGAUAGCAUAGAGGUUUCGAGCAAUGCGCUCGGCUCGAGAGUCCUUGCCGUGUCAGACGACUUCUUUGCAGACGCUUGGCAGCUUCUCCAGCCUCACGAUCCGGUGAAUCUCAAAGGGCAAUUUGGUCCAAAGGGAGCGCUAUUUGACGGCUGGGAGAAUGCUCGCCAUUGCCCUACUUUCAAUUGGGUCAUCAUCCGUUUGGGCUCGCCAGCAGGCGCAUCUUUGCUCGGCUUCGACAUUGACACGCGACCAUUCGAUGGCAACGAGGGUCCGGCAGGCUCGGUAGAAGCGCUCUUCCUGCCUGAAUUGCCUGAUGAGGACGUACCCAGCGCGAGCGACACACGCUGGGUCAGCGUUCUCCCGCGCAAGCCACUCGGGCCUGCUUCGCGACACUUCUUCAGACUCGACAGGCUGCAUGGACCUUUCACUCACCUCAAGCUAUGCAUGUAUCCAGACGGAGGAUUUGGCCGCUUCCGCGCCUACGGCGUCAUAUCACCUCCUUUGCUGCGUAGCAUCACGACACCUAUCGACCUAGCACAUGUGCUCAACGGCGGUAGAUGUGUUGCAGUCAGCGACCAACACUUUGGCGUCGGCAAGAAUCUCAUCUUGCCCGGUCGGGGCAAGGAUAUGGGUGACGGCUGGGAAACGAAGCGCAGCAGGGGCGGCGAUCAUACCGAUUGGGCCAUUCUUAAGCUAGGCGCGCCCUGUCAUCUCUUACAUGCCGAGAUCGAUACGGCUCAUUUCAAGGGCAACUUUCCCGAAUCGUGCACUCUAGACGCCUGCGUAUGCCAAGAGACUGUUCCAAGCAACGCCAGGUGGACAUCAGUCUUAGGACGCGUCAAACUUGGCCCACAUCGACAGCAUCAAUUCCAGCUCGAGCCUGCUGCGCGGCAGACUGCGUGGACACAUGUGCGCUGUACAAUCUUCCCAGAUGGCGGAAUCAAGCGGCUUCGCUUGUAUGGGCUCCCAUCUCGCGAGGAUGGACGAGAGCCUGAUUUCCUCGGUGCCAUUACUGGUACAUCGCAAGUCGCGUCAUCUCUCCAAGCCGUGGCUCCUGUCGAUGCGCACACACCGAGCGAGCCGCUGAUCGUUGCCCUGACCCUGACGGCGGAGACGUUUGCGCCCUACGGAAGCGUCAUUCAAUCCUACGCAGAUCACGCAGCCGCGCCAAGAGGCCUGAGGAUUGUCCUGGCCAACGGCGGCACAGCGGAAAAGUUCAACAACCUUGCUCCGGUUCAUUAUGGGCGUCCUCGCUCGGGUGAGCAAGCGGAAUUGAAUUCUUGCGUAUACCGCUGUCAACCUGAGAUGUUCACCAAGCAAGAGCCGUGGACAGUCAAGGUCUUAGAACGACAUCAGUACUCUUCUCAGUCAUUUGUGCCCAUCUCAUUGCCCGCGAACGGUCGAUAUCUCGUCAUUGUUGCUCAGGACAAGGGUGGCAAGCCAGACCUGACAAGCUUACGAGCCUUCCUUGCUGGCGGUUCUCAGGGCAUCAGUUAUGCGGCUAAUGUCUGGCACCACCCGAUGAUCGCACUUGACACUGUCACCGAUUUCACAUGCUUAGUCUACGAGACUGGCAUUGCAUCGAUAGACUGCGAAAUCCUGGAGUUCCCAGACGGUCUGGCAACCGUUGUGAUGCCAUAGAAGUUUGCAAUGGCUACAAACCUAAGCGGUCGGGAGGCUCUACGCCCGCGGAUGGACUGCUCUCGCUGCCUGUCGUAUCCUCCUUGAGCACCUGCUGGGCUGACUUUGGCUUUGGCGCUGAUUCGCUGGCCUCCUCGACCGGGUCGGGAGUCGCUUUGACUGGUU